This is a messenger RNA of Vavraia culicis subsp. floridensis, 618 nucleotides long. RefSeq lists its product as uncharacterized. Lineage: Eukaryota; Fungi; Microsporidia; Pleistophoridae. The transcript has a single exon. The record is from RefSeq and is a predicted model, not a curated record. Bases 1 to 618 code for a protein of 205 amino acids.
AUGUGUGUUAAAGAUUUAAUAAGAAUGUUUGAGCAGAUGUCGGCCGAUAAACCGGCACUGCAAACAGUUGUACCGGUAACGGGCAACAACAUGUUGACCGUAAAAGAGCCUUCUGUGGCAUGCCUUGAGGCCACGAAGGAGAAGGAAGAGUCGGGGUGCGAGCAGGAACUCGACAUAAACAAAUUUGCUCGGAAGGUGCCGACACCCCGGCUAACAGGUGUGCAAUGGCUAAAUCUGCGUGGAUUUGCACACCAGAUAAAAAUGAAGAGGGUGGCAGAGAAGAACAAGAAAGAAGGUAGGCCACCACCCGAUCCGUUCGAAAAUGAGAGUGGAUACUGCACCUUCAUAAGAAACAUGAAGGAAAAAAUAAAGCAGAAGGGUAAAGAAUGUAAGACUGUGAUUAGGGAUAGGUGCUGUUCUGAUACUUAUUCUGAUUUAGAUGCUCUGGUAAAAGAAGCGUAUUCGGUACAAAGCGCUGAUAAUGUACAAACAGCAACAGCUGGAAAUGAUAAAUUUGAUGAGCACUGUAAUUGUAAAUUGAUGAAGGAACCACUUAUGUACAGGUUUAUACGAAAGGUUAAUGAAAUAGUUGGUAAAGUGGUUGGAUGCUGUGUAUGA